This is a messenger RNA of Babesia bigemina, 2598 nucleotides long. RefSeq lists its product as hypothetical. Bases 1 to 2598 code for a protein of 865 amino acids. Gene Ontology annotation, cellular component: chromatin; nucleoplasm. Gene Ontology annotation, biological process: positive regulation of DNA-templated transcription. The transcript has a single exon. NCBI's taxonomy places the organism in Eukaryota, Apicomplexa, Aconoidasida, Piroplasmida, Babesiidae. Gene Ontology annotation, molecular function: ubiquitin-protein transferase activity; zinc ion binding. The record is from RefSeq and is a predicted model, not a curated record.
AUGUCAGGGGGCAUGCUGGGAGGCCUCCUGGGCCACGGCAUCGACCUUGGUCGUCUGGUCAAGACGGACGGAACCGACCUUUUCUCGGGAUACGCCAACGCGGCGCGUGACCGUCUGCCUAAACUCGCCGACUCCGUUGCGGACGCCUUCGGCCGUGUGUUGGACAUUUUCGACCGUCCCGUCAACCUGCGCAAGCCCGAGUUCGACACGGCCGCGCCGAAGCCCUCCCAACAGGCCGACCUCGCCGAUGCGCAUCGCGACUACGACGUGGAGAUCAAGGAGGUGUCCAAACCCCGGAUAAACGAGACUCUGCACGUGGACUACCUGGCUGACGUAACUAGAGCACAGUUCAAGGCGACGCAGGGCGCCAAGGCAUGCAGCGACGGCGACGAUGCCGCGCCCCGUGCCGACAGGAAGCGCCCGGUCGCCUCCGCUUCACCGUGUGACGCCGAGGCACGCCUCUGCUCGUCGUGCUACCUGUCUCUGGCGACGGUGCGCUGCGACUCGUGCGUGAUGCAUUUGUGUGCCGUCUGCGCCGUGGAGCGCCACGCCGAGGGGCUCCAGCGGAGCCACAAGCUGGUCACUGCUACUUCCGGCAAAGAGGCGCGCCUCAACGCGUCCGACGCGCUAUCGGGCCAGCUGUCGUACGGCCAUUUGGCUGCGGGCGCUUCUGGCAGUCUCGCGGGCAACUUUUCUAAGGACCUGAGCAUCAACAUUCGCCCGGGCGAAUCCGCGUACCCGACCUACGACUCGUGCGCCGUUCAUCGCGGCCUGCCGCUGAGGCUCGCGUGCGUGCAGUGCCACCUGCUGCCGCUAUGCGAAACAUGCGCGAGUGAGGCCCACUCCGACGGCGCCCACAGGGUCGUCGAGAUCGAGGCUGCCGUUGCCGAGGUGAAGGAGCUUUUGGGCGAGUGCCUCAGCGCGGUGGUCCGUCGGCACAACGACCUGUCGGUCGUGCUGCCGGAAUUGCAGCAGCUAUCGGACGCGUCCAGUGCGGGGCUGAAGAAUACGACGCGGUCCAUUCGCAGCGGCGUGGAGCGCACGCUGGACGCGCUGAAGCUGAAGCGGUCGCUCGGCUCGCAGGACAUCCGUAACAUGCAGCAGGUGGGCUCGUCCGCGCUCAAUCGCAUGAUGCACGCCAGCGGGGUCCUCAACCGGUACCUCCGCGGCUGUGUGUCGCAGCUGGAGGCCAUCAACCGCGUGCAAAACCCAGGCAUGGCACUCAACAUGUACGUGGAGCUCCGCUCCAACUUCGAGAAGCUGCUGUUCACCGACGAGGAGAUCCCCGACCUCGUGCUGGAAGUGCCGCACUGGCAGCUCCACUGCGGCAACCUGCCCACCCUGCUGUCGGACUACGAGGCCAGGAUAAACACUAACAUCGCCCAGAUCGCCUCGCUGACUUUCACGCUACGCAAACAGGUGCGUGAGACGGUGAAGAAAAUCGAGGCAGCGUCGACCGGCACCGCCAGCGCCACGUCUCAGCCGCAACAGCCGGCGCGUCCUCCGCGCCGCCAUGCCGAACGUCGCACCCGCACCCCAGGCUUCACGACCCUGCCGGACGGCAGCCCGAACACGCUCGACAUAGUGACACACGCCGAGCUGAAGGCGUUGUUCCUUCGUCGUGACUCGCAACGGUGCUCUUGGCGUCAGCGCGCCGUGUACCUCUGUGGGCGCAGGUUGUUCGUGUUGGAGAGCGACCUGUUCGCUGACGACGUGCCGGUGGAGUCUAGCAUCGACCUCGCUGCGGUCACGAUCCGCAGCUUCGCGGACGCCGCCGCCAUGGACAUCACCAAGCUGCAGCGCAUGGGGCACCCCAACGGCUUCGAGAUCACGGAGCGGAAGGGGCGCUCGCUGCGGUACUGGCUUUUCACGUGCGAGUCGGAGAAGACUGUGCAGUUGUGGUUCACUCGUAUCAUGCAGCUGUCCAACUACUUCAAGGCCGAGCUGCAGUCUGAAGCUUCGAGCAACACCGACGUGGAGAGUGUCGACCCGGCGUCGGAGGACGUGGCGCCCGUUUCCGCCACCCUGCAGAACCUGCACUUUGCGAACUUCAACGCUCCGACCAGCGGCGCAGCUGCUGACCCCAAGGGCGAGCACGAGACGUGCGAAAAGGCGCACGACCCCGACUACUUCUACGACGAUAGCAACUUCAAGCUGGUCGCGGAGUCGCUCCGGAAGAUCAAGAACGAAUCCAGGUCAUUGUAUGACAAGUGCUUCAAGGAGGAGCGCGAGGCCAAGGCGGCGACGUGGAAGGUACAGCCCGUGAGCAACCAUGCCGCCUCCCUCCCGCACAGCUUGUCGGCGAGCGUGGCGGACGGGCUCUCCGUCGACAGCGGCUCGUCCAGGAGCUCGCUGAUAGCGGCAGAUGGCUCGUCUUCAGGACGCUACGCGAUGCCCGAGUUGCCGACGCGGCGCCAGGUGAGCCGUGCUGCUCAGACCAACGUCUUUUCGGGCCGGGACGUGCAACUGCACGAGGCGGUGCCGGCGUUCAGGCGCUCCCCGGAGGUCAAAUCGCCCCGCAGCAUACACAAGUUCUUUCAGGAUCUCGCGCGGCGCCUGCGCCGCGAGGAAGGCUGCGACAUCCUCGACCGCCAUUGA